Gasterosteus aculeatus aculeatus (three-spined stickleback) is the source of this 3354-nucleotide messenger RNA. RefSeq names its product transmembrane channel-like 2b (gene tmc2b). Gene Ontology annotation, cellular component: plasma membrane. Gene Ontology annotation, biological process: vestibular reflex; detection of mechanical stimulus involved in sensory perception of sound. NCBI's taxonomy places the organism in Eukaryota, Metazoa, Chordata, Actinopteri, Perciformes, Gasterosteidae. The record is from RefSeq and is a predicted model, not a curated record. Gene Ontology annotation, molecular function: mechanosensitive monoatomic ion channel activity.
GGGGGUGUACCCAGGCUUUCUGAAACAGUAUCUUUACAAGAGCCCCUGUAAGAACCCCUUACACCAGGAUGGAAAGGAAGCAGAGUGAGCAGAGGAAUAACUGCAGGGAAUAACUCAUAGAGAUGCAGCAAAAUGCCCCGAAAGAUGAAAAACGAGGCUGCAAUUAAAGUCGAGCAUGUUGGGAUGGAGAUUGAUGUUGCGUCAGACAGUGGAAGUGAAGAUGAGGCCAGACGGAGGUUUAGAAAAGUAAGAGCCAAACCUCAACGUAAAUUCAAACCAGUCAGCGAUCAGGAGGACGACGAAGAUGAUGAGGAGGACGAGGCACCGAGAAAGAGAGUACGAAAGAAGAAGGUCAAGCCCCGGGACAGCGAUGAAGAGGAAGACAACCAGAGUGUGAAAAGAAAAAGUUCAAAAGCACCGAGGAAGAAAGCCAAGGAAGAGAGCGAGGAGGAGAGCGAAGAAGAAAGAGAGAAAAGGAGAAAGCGAGGGACGGACUUGUCCAAAAAGAAGAAAGAGGACCAGAACAAGGAGAAGAAGGGAAAUGUUAAAGGGAAACCAAAUAAGAAUAUGGGUGGUGACCAUGACAAGAAAAAGAAGAGUGGGAAAUUGAGCAGCUCGUCUUCCGCCUCCUCUAUUUCUGGUGAAGAAUCGCUGUCGGAGGGAGAGAUCGCAGCCCUGAAGGAGCAGGUAGAGGAGAAGAAGAAACUGAUUGCUACGUUGAGGAACAAACCCUGGCGCAUGAAGAAGAGGCUUGUGCUGCUCAAGGAUGCACAGGGGUUUGUUGAAACAUUUGAAGGAGCACUUGGGAAAGGAAAAGGAAAGAAGUUGUAUGCAUUCAAAGUCCUGAUGACCAAGAAACUGAUCAAGUUCAAACGGGACUUUGAGAACUUUAAGACAGCCUGUAUACCCUGGGAGAGGAAGAUAAAGGACGUAGAAAGUCACUUCGGUUCAUCGGUGGCGUCCUACUUUAUUUUCCUGCGCUGGAUGUACGGCCUGAACAUGGUGCUGUUUGGGUUCAUGUUUGGCCUGGUGGUUCUGCCCGAGAUUCUCAUGGGUCUUCCGUACGGCUCCAUUCCCAGGAAAACUGUCCCUCGAGAGGAGCAAGACACGGCCAUGGACUUCUCCGUGCUCAUCGAUUUUGGAGGAUUCUGCAAGUACUCCUUUUUGUUCUACGGAUACUACAACAACGAUCGAACGAUCGGGGUGCUGAAGUUCAGACUCCCUCUUUCGUACUUGCUGGUGGGAGUCGGCAUCUUUGGAUACAGCCUGAUGGUCGUCAUAAGAACGAUGGCUCGUAACUCAAAUGAAGGCGGUGACGGGGGGGAGGAGGGAGAAUUCACCUUCAGCUGGAAGAUGUUCACCAGCUGGGACUACCUGAUAGGAAACCCAGAGACUGCGGACAAUAAGUACGCCUCCAUUACCACCAGCUUCAAGGAGUCCAUCGUGGAUGAACAGGAGAACCAGAAAGAUGAGAACAUCCAUCUCCGACGCUUCCUCCGGGUUCUGGCCAACUUCCUGAUCACAUGCACUCUCGGAGGCAGCGGAUACCUCAUCUACUUUGUUGUGAAACGUUCGCAGGACUUUGCAAAGAUGCAACAAGAAAAACUCUCGUGGCUUGAAAAAAACGAGGUGGAGUUUGUGAUGUCUCUGUUGGGGCUAGUGUGUCCUCCUCUGUUUGAAACCAUCGCAGAAUUGGAAAAUUAUCACCCUCGUAUCGCCCUCAAGUGGCAGCUAGGACGAAUCUUUGCCCUUUUCCUUGGAAACCUUUACACAUUCCUCUUCGCUCUAUUUGAUGAGGUUAAUGAAAAGCUGGAGAAGGAGAAGUCCAUCAGGAAUGCCACUAUAUGGAAUUUGCAACAGUACCACGCCAACUACAGCUCCUACUUCAACACCACAGAUGUGCCACCUCCAAAUGUGUCCCCGGCCGAUGUCAUCAGAGGACCCUGCUGGGAGAAUGCAGUGGGAAUAGGAUUUGUGAAGCUGGUCGUGUCGGACAUUCAGGUGAGCUACCUGACCAUCCUGGUGGGGGACUUUCUGCGAGCUGUCAUCGUCCGCUUUCUCAACUACUGCUGGUGCUGGGACCUGGAGGCCGGAUUUCCUUCAUAUGGGGAGUUUGACAUCAGUGGAAAUGUGCUGGGGCUUGUCUUCAACCAAGGAAUGAUAUGGAUGGGAGCAUUUUACGCUCCCGGUCUGGUGGGUGUGAACAUUCUGCGUCUCCUGUCCUCGAUGUACUACCAGUGCUGGGCAGUGAUGUGCUGUAAUGUUCCUCACGAGCGAGUUUUCAAGGCCUCGCGGUCCAACAACUUCUACAUGGGGCUGUUGCUGCUGGUGUUGUUCCUCAGCGUGCUGCCUGUUGUCUACACCAUCAUGACCUUGUCCCCGUCGUUUGACUGUGGGCCGUUCAGUGGCCAAGACAAGAUGUACGACGUUGUCAUGGAGACUAUAGAACAGGACCUCCCAUCCUUCUUAGCAAACAUUUUCACAUAUGCCACAAACCCAGGACUUAUCCUGUCUGCAGUCCUCCUCAUGUUGUUGGCCCUCUACUACCUGAAUGCCGUGUCAAAGGGAUACCAGCGAGCAAACUUGGACCUUAAAAGGAAGAUGAAAAUGGCACGAGACGAAGAGAAGAACCGCAGGAACAACAAGGACAGCACUAAUCAAGUGAUGAAAGACUUGGAGGACCUGCUGCCAAACAAGUGUCUAAUACCGCCUCCCAUCGCAGAGGAGCCAGCCCCACUUGAUGCUGUAAUUACAAAGGGCAGCAAGUCUCCCAAGAUAAAACCAGGUGCAGCGGUAAAAGGGGUAAAUCUGCAGAAGGAUGUGUCGCUGGCUGCUCCAAACCCCAGAGCUGCAGUGACCUGUGCCCCGCGGCCAAGAGGUGGACCUCCUGGGAAUUCCAGGGGACCUCAACCUGGACCUGGUAGAGGAAGAGGUCAGGGUAGACCCCCAAGGCGACACGAGUUAUGAUCCAUGGACUGAAAUAAUUUACCGUAGAUCACUGUCAUACUGUGAAUGGAGAGUGCCACUGCAAUAUCUUCUUUAAAGACUCUUUCUUUUAAUUGUCUAAAAUAAAUUAUGAACACACAUUCAUUUAUUAACAGUUACUGUUAUAACUGAGUAUUUCAAAUGUGCAAUACUUAAUACUUAAUCAAGUAUUAUUAACCAGUGACAAUGGUCACUUAACCAGUUAAUCAAUGCAAAAGCACACUACAACAUCCACAGUCCGGUCCCUUAAUAUCUGCAAAUUGAAGGUGGAAAUGAGUUGAGAGUGUGUGGAAAGUAAAUGACACAGACAUUACUGUUUUACCUGUACCCGCACUAAAAUGUAUAAAACAUAAAAUCAUGUUUACUGCA